UCUGGCUGUGUAGCGGUGCAUUCACGUUUGCCCCUAUGCAUGCUGAGUUAGACUGAAGAGCUGGAGCAAGGCAAGGAGAGUGGUGGGCGAGACUAAGUAAGAGGGCCCCCCUUGACGUCGGUAGCGCUGACUUUUACAACCCGUUUCUUGAGCCAUCUGGUUCUGUGGAUUCUUAAUGUGGAGUUCCUCCCUGCUCUUUACAAGACGUCAUCGCCCUGUCUAAAUGUUAGGAACUAUACCAGCCAUGGACGAGGAGCUAGCUCGUGCAGUAGUGCGGUGUGAUGCGGGAUCAGAGGGGUGCACCAUACAGGAUGCUGCCCCAGAGAGAGAUAAGAUACCAUCCCUGGAGGAACAUUCUAAGGAGGAAGGUGAUGGGAGACAGAAGAAAGGGGGCAAUGUGAUGAACGAUGAUGAUGAUGAGGAUGAUGCUUCCUCUGGCCCAAGUAGGGAAAGGAUAAAUACAGCAACAAGCGGUGGAUCGCUGGAUGAGUGGUGUGUUAUGUCAGAGGCAUCGGUGAAUCGAGAGAUUUUUCAGGAUCUUCAGUCUCAUGAUGAGAUAUCCCAGCUUGCCUCAUCCCUUGUCACGAGAGAUUUACUGAAGCAAGCAGAGGAUCAGGUCUCCACCAAACUAGUCGAUCAAAUCUUCAGAAGUAUACAGGAGGUCACAGAGCUGGAUCCACAGAUUGUGAAGAGCUUUCUGUUGUCACACAGCCAUCCACAGGGUGGGGGAGAGAAACCCGAUGACAUCACUUUAUUGGUCGAUCUGUUUAUGGAACUUCUUCAGUGUUCUCCUUUGCCGGUAGAACACAACCACCUGUGGCUGCAACUCCUAUAUGUCCUCAUCCUCGAUGGUAGCAACCUGUUGCUCUUCAUCAAGAAGAAGGUGGCAGCCACCGUCUUAGGCACCAUGGCAGUUCACAGACCACAGGCUUCGAUACAAGAGAUUGGCUGCACUGUACUUUAUCCACUGGCAAAGUUUAAUCAGAUUCCAGACUUGAAGGCGCCAAUCCGCGAGAGUGGAAUACAGGUCAUUCUUCAGUCCAUGGAGAAACAUAGAAAGAGUGAAAAGCUGAUGAUCAAAUCCCUGCAGGUCCUUGCCAAUGUGGCAUGCACAAUGUCAAGUUAUAGCAGUUGGGCUAUACAGCAAGGUAGGUUUCAAUAUCCUUUCAUCUCGUGAGUGUAUCA
Strongylocentrotus purpuratus (purple sea urchin) is the source of this 1185-nucleotide messenger RNA. RefSeq lists its product as uncharacterized. The record is from RefSeq and is a predicted model, not a curated record. The transcript has 6 exons. The coding region runs from base 224 to 1177 and encodes 317 amino acids. Lineage: Eukaryota; Metazoa; Echinodermata; Echinoidea; Camarodonta; Strongylocentrotidae.